AUGCAUUAUGUGUUCUUGGUUAUCACAGAAUAUACCAGUAUUUCCAGCAAAAGUAAUCCUCGACUCCUGAAACUAAGAACAGCCAAAAAUCACCUCUCAGCCAGCCGCAUCCAAGCACCCUUCCGCAGGGGAGCAGAGGAGGGGGAUGCCCGCGGUGCAGCCCCCGUCCCUGCAGCCUCUGCUCCUGAACGAGCCGCUGGGGCAUGCGGGGAGGGCAGCGAACUGGGGGAGCCCCCUCGCCCCUCCUCGCCCCCUUCCUCCCCCGGCCCACCUGGGCGCGGGCAGCGGCCGCCUAAGACCGCCGGGGACCCUGCCGAGCGCUCGGCCGUCGUGGUCCGGCACCGGCCGCCUCUCCCGGUCUGUCGGAGGAGGAGGAGGAGGAAGAGGAGGAGGAGGAGCCGUGGACACCUCCCCUGGCACUCGCCGCGCUCCGAGCCGGCAGGCCGGGGGACAGCGCGCAAGGCGGCCGUGCGAACCGCACCGAAGCCCCCGCAGAUUUCUUUGCCCGCAAACCCGCGUUCAGAGCAGCUGAGCCCCCCGGACCCCCAGGACCCUCCAACCCGUCCUCCCCUUCCCACCGGGGCUCCCGCAGCUGCGCCCCUCCCCGCCUGCAGCCCUGCAGCGCUGCGCACCCGCGGAGUCCCCCGCGGCCCCCAGCACGGCUCGGCACGGCCCGGCACGGCCCGGCACGGCUUGGCACGGCUCAGCACAGCUCGGCACGGCUCGGCACGGCUCGGCACGCACUUACUCCGCGGGGCCUCCCGGGUGGAGGCUCGGGCCCGGCGGCUCCCCAGGCGCGGCCGACGGGACCACGUUCAAAAGCACGGGAGGAAAAAAAAAAAGGCGGCUAGGAUGCUGGAGGUGGUGAGGGUCAUCUCCACGCAACUGCCACCAAAAGAGGCCCGGCUCAAUGCUGUGGUACACAAUACACAGCAAACGGAAUGAAAAAUUUGGAAAUAAAUCAUACAGGAAUUCGUGGUUCAGGGGAAUGACAUACCAGUACUUAAAUUAUUAGAUUAUGUUUGAAUAGAAUAUUUUAUCUACCCCAUACCAUCUCUGUACUUUAAUUUUCCUGAUUCUGUGAAUAAAAUUUUGAAUAAA
This is a messenger RNA of Cygnus olor (mute swan), 1101 nucleotides long. Its product is annotated as nascent polypeptide-associated complex subunit alpha, muscle-specific form-like. Bases 1 to 945 code for a protein of 314 amino acids. The transcript is spliced from 4 exons. Lineage: Eukaryota; Metazoa; Chordata; Aves; Anseriformes; Anatidae. The record is from RefSeq and is a predicted model, not a curated record.